CCACUCCAUCAUAUACUUUUCGGUCUCUUCUGCACCUGCCUUCAACUAUGUCUGCCUGGGCACCUUUAGUUUCUUUUCUGGGAUUUUGCAUACUCAGUGUCACAGCCCAACAACGAGUUUCUUAUGAAACCCAAGGUGCCAAACUUUUCAUUCCAGUUGGACGGCAAUUAAAUUCAGCAAUUCAACCUACAACCGAAAGAAAUGGAGAACCAUCAAAAUUUUAUAGAGUCCAAGAGGAGAAUGAAAUCCCAAGUCCAUAUGAAUUUGGAUUUUCAACGAAUGAUGGGAAUGGAACCACUCAACAUCGCCAAGAAAUUCGUUUAGAAAACGGAGACAUCAAAGGUAGCUAUGGAUAUCUCGAUCCUGUUGGUGUCUACAGAAAAGUAGAAUAUUACACAGAUGAAACUGGUUACCAUGCUAAAGUAACUUCCAACGAACCAGGACUUUCCAACAAAAACAGUGCCAACACGAUUUUCGUUGUAAAAAAUCCACCUGCAGCUGCCAUUGUCUCUGAACAACAAAGACGUCCUGUUAUUUUGGUUCCAGCAAGAGCAGUAGUAUGAUUCAAACAAACCUUCAAAAUUCUUACC
This is a messenger RNA of Argiope bruennichi, 590 nucleotides long. RefSeq lists its product as uncharacterized. Gene Ontology annotation, molecular function: structural constituent of chitin-based larval cuticle. The transcript is spliced from 2 exons. Lineage: Eukaryota; Metazoa; Arthropoda; Arachnida; Araneae; Araneidae. Bases 48 to 563 code for a protein of 171 amino acids. The record is from RefSeq and is a predicted model, not a curated record. Gene Ontology annotation, cellular component: chitin-based extracellular matrix.